Molecule: messenger RNA, 909 nt
Organism: Lolium rigidum
Lineage: Eukaryota; Viridiplantae; Streptophyta; Magnoliopsida; Poales; Poaceae
Product: chaperone protein dnaJ 72-like
Exons: 3
Coding region: 34-600 (188 amino acids)
Source: RefSeq, a predicted model, not a curated record
GAUCCAUUCUGCCGGCGAUUCCCCCCGCGCGCCAUGGGCGACCACUACGGGACGCUCGGGCUGCGGAGCGACGCCACCAAGGCCGAGGUCAAGGCCGCUUUCCGACGGUGCGCCCUCCGGGACCACCCCGACCGCCACGCCCAAUCCGGCGACGCCGGCGCCCGUACGGACGCUGCGCGGCGCUUCCGCCAGGCCUCUGACGCAUACCAUGUCCUCUCUGAUGACCGCCGGAGGGCGGAGUACGACCUCCGCAUCCGCUCUUCUUCCUCUUACGGACGCACCUCCUCGGCCUCCUCCUCCCCCUCCGCUUCGUCUGGCUACGGCUACGGGUACGGCCACGGGCAUAGUGGAGGUUCUUGGCGCCGGCCACCUCCGGGGCGUGGCGGCGCCUCGGUUGGAUACGAUUGGGGCUUGUUGCUCAAGGCGGUGACGCGAAGAAGAUUCCUUCUCAAUCUCGGUUUCGCCAGUAUUUUGUUGUCUGGAGCAGCUUUUCUUGAUGGAAGUAUUCUACAACUGUGGAAUUUGAAUAACUCUGGGAAAUCAUUUGAAGAAGCGAUGGAGUCGAUUGAGAAGGUGAAAACGGGAAAGGGGAAUGGGUAGAACCAGGGAGAAGUUCCAUCAAAUUUUAAUACAUAGAAAAACAAGUGUGCAUAUUGUUGUUCAGAUCCUUGUGUAAUGCAUUCCGUACAGUCCGAAUCCCUCGCAAACAAAAAAAAAAGUGUACAGUCUGAAUAAUAUGUUUGUCACAAACUGGUUACCUGACCGUUAUAGCUGUGGAGCUUUGUACUCCCCCCUAGAAACUCCAAGGGAUGAGAAUGAUGUACGCCUAUGCAUAGGUUCUUUCAUUGCAAAUAUUUAAUCAAGUUGAUAUAUAAAAACUCAGGAUGUACUUGUUUUGUUUCACUGGUA